CCCCUCAUUUUCGACUCCCCCUUCUCCUCCUUCUUCCAAGUUCAAACCUCACCGUUUUAAGUUGUAACAUCUCUCCUAACGCUGCAUUCAGUAGAAAUUGAAUAGUAUAAAUUCCACACUGCACCGUAAACAACCCUGAACGACGCGUUUUUUUAAUCUUUCUUGUAUUUAAAGCCCUUCUCUUCUGUGGAAAAGUAAAAGUAAAACGUGUCGGCGUCAUCUUUUAGAAUUUUAGGGUCCCUUUUUAACCAGUUUAUUGUUUGAUUGAUGAUUGAUGAUUGUUGAUUGUCGAUUGGUGAUUGAUGAAAGGUGCAGCUACCUUCAUAGAUAAGAGACACUCAAUAGUCACUACUCCACUACCACUACCACUGCCACCCCCUCUCUUUAUUUCCCUUAGCUACUCAUUUCUUGGUCUUGUCCAUUUUCUCAAGAAUUCCAUCUUUUUCUUUCCUUUUCUUCUCUGCUCCUUGUUCAGUAUUAAACUGGUGUUGCUUGAAACCUCUAGACUGCUUUCUACUGUUACCAGAAUGGAAAGAAUGCACAUCAUCAGUUUCUCUCUGCUAGCUCUCCUCCUCAUGCUACCUUCCACCAAUCCCUUGCCCAUUCCAAAAUCAAGAACACUCUAUGAGAUCGCAUGCACAAUGUGCUCCUCAUGUUGCAACCCAGUGCCAUCUCCGCCUCCACCGCCCUCACCCUCUCCACCACCACCAUCAUCCACCUAUAACUGCCCACCCCCACCUUCUCCACCCACUUCAUCGGGCUCUUACUACUACUCUCCCCUGCCACCUUCCACUUACACCUACUCCUCUCCACCACCACCACAGGGUGGAGGAGGAGGAGGCGGCCACAGUUACUAUUACUAUCCUCCACCAAACUAUAAGAACUACCCUACACCCCCUCCUCCUAACCCAAUUGUGCCUUACUUUCCUUUCUACUAUUAUAGCCCACCUUCCAUGUCUGGGUGUGUGAAGCUGAUGGGUUCUAUUAGUUACAGUAUAGUUGUUGUGGCGAUGUUUUUACUUGCUUUGUUUUGAUAGAAAUUAUAAGGAAGGUAAAGAAAUUGAAAUAAUGUGGCAGAUUGGCAGAUCUGGUGAUUUGCAGAUGAGAUGAGAAGUGAAAGACUGAAGAAAAACGCCCCUCUUUUAUUUCCAAUUGAGGCUGAGGAAGAGCACAUCACAGAAACAGCCAUGGAAGUAAUAAUUCAAAUUCUCUCUUGAUGUUGAGUGAUCUGUAAUUUGUUAACAAUUUGUACCUAUAUUUGUUCUUCUUUUCCUUCGCAUUAAUUAAUAAUUUCUUCAGCUUAA
This is a messenger RNA of Manihot esculenta (cassava), 1304 nucleotides long. Its product is annotated as extensin. The transcript has a single exon. The coding region runs from base 303 to 1034 and encodes 243 amino acids. The record is from RefSeq and is a predicted model, not a curated record. Lineage: Eukaryota; Viridiplantae; Streptophyta; Magnoliopsida; Malpighiales; Euphorbiaceae.